UAUUCAUCAAUAAAGAAAAUGCUGACAAGUUCUUGGAAAGAACAAAACGUGCUAACUCUUUCUGGGAGGAAUUUAAGAAAGGGAAUAUUGAAAGAGAAUGCAAUGAGGAGCGCUGCUCUAAAGAAGAAGCAAGAGAAGCAUUUGAAGACCAGGAAAAAACUGAGGAAUUCUGGAACAUCUAUGUAGAUGGGAACCAGUGCAGCUCAAGUCCUUGUCAGUAUGGUGGACAUUGUAAAGAUGGAAUUGGUUCCUACACUUGCUCAUGCUUGGAUGGUUAUCAAGGCAAGAACUGUGAAUUUGUCAUACCAAAGUACUGCAAAAUAAACAAUGGUGACUGUGAGCAGUUCUGCAGCAUCAAAAGCAGUGUACAGAAGGAUGUUUUGUGUUCCUGUGCAAAAGGGUAUGCUCUAGCAGAGGAUGGCAAACGCUGUGUUUCGAAAGUAAAAUAUCCUUGUGGAAAAGUUUUUGUGAAAAGAAAAAAAAGGUCGGUUAUUUUACUCACUGAUAACAGCAAUGUAACGGGUGAUCCAGAUGUGGCUCCCACAUAUGAAACAAAUUUGGAAGAGGACAUUGUUAUUACCACAGAAAGCCCAACCCUCCGUCCUGACAGUGAAACAAAUAGCAAUACUCAAUAUGUCAAUACCAGGAUAGUAGGUGGUGAUGAGUGUCUGCUUGGUGAAUGUCCAUGGCAGGCUGUUCUGUUAAAUGAGGAAGGGGAAGAGUUUUGCGGUGGAACUAUUUUGAAUGAAAAUUUUAUACUUACUGCAGCUCAUUGCAUGAACCAAUCUAAAGAAAUCAAAGUUGUUGUUGGUGAAGUGGACAGAGAAAAGAAAGAACAGUCUGAAACGAUGCAUACUGUGGACAAAAUAUUUGUUCACUCUAAAUACGUUGUCGAGACUUACGACAAUGACAUAGCCUUAAUAAAGCUGAAGGAACCUAUAAUGUUUUCCGAGUACAUUAUAGCAGCAUGCCUCCCAGAAGCAGACUUUGCUAAUGAAGUUCUGAUGAGCCAGAAAUCUGGGAUGGUCAGUGGCUUUGGGCGUGAAUUUGAAGGUGGACGGCUAUCCAAAAAACUUAAAGUGCUCGAAGUUCCCUAUGUUGAUAGGAACACUUGCAAGCAAUCCACUAACUUUGCGAUAACAGAAAACAUGUUCUGUGCUGGUUAUGAAACAGAGCAAAAAGAUGCUUGUCAAGGAGACAGUGGAGGUCCCCAUGUAACCAGAUAUAAGGAUACUUACUUUGUUACUGGAAUUGUUAGUUGGGGAGAAGGAUGUGCGAAGAAAGGCAAAUAUGGUGUCUAUACCAAACUGUCCAGGUUCUUACGCUGGGUAAAAGUAGUCAUGAGACAAAAUUUGUAG
Molecule: messenger RNA, 1358 nt
Organism: Nestor notabilis (Kea)
Lineage: Eukaryota; Metazoa; Chordata; Aves; Psittaciformes; Psittacidae
Gene: F10
Product: coagulation factor X
Exons: 7
Biological process (GO): blood coagulation; proteolysis
Cellular component (GO): extracellular region
Molecular function (GO): serine-type endopeptidase activity; calcium ion binding
Source: RefSeq, a predicted model, not a curated record